AUGCGAAGCCCACCGGUGGCCACCUCAGCAUCUGUGUUGCUGCUGCUGCUGCUGGUGGCCGUGCAGGCAGCCCCAAAGGUGACCCCGGUGGUGAUGCUCACCAAGCCAAAGCCGCUCCAGCUGCCAGAUGCCGCCAUGCCCUCCUUCACCCCAGAUGCGGUGAAAAGCCCUGGCCCUGCAGCCCCAGGCAGGGCCCAGCUGCCUUCCUCCAGCCCUGCCUUCCAAGCGGCCUCCACGCUGUUCCCAUUUGAGAACGACACGCUGGAUGCUGCUGACUUCUUCUUCAACUGCUGUGACUGCUGUCCUCCUGCUGCUGCACCCCAGGGGCUGCCGGGGGAGCCGGGCCCUCCAGGUCCUAAGGGGGAGAAGGGAGAUGCUGGUCUGCAAGGUCUGCCGGGAGCUCCGGGACCUCAGGGUCCAAAAGGCUUUAAAGGAGAAAGAGGAGGCAAAGGGGAGCAAGGUGAGCGAGGAGCAAGUGGAAGCCCUGGUUAUCCAGGCAAGCCUGGGCUGCCAGGUGAAGCUGGAGUAAAAGGCAAUAAGGGCAACUACGGCUUCCCUGGGCUGAAGGGACAAAAGGGGUCCAAAGGGGACACUUGUGAGAAUGGCACCAAAGGGGACAAGGGAGACAGGGGGGACGUUGGAGACCCAGGUGUGGAUGGUGAACAGGGUGACAAAGGGGAGAAGGGGGACACUGGGGACAAAGGGUAUUGCGGGGAGCCGGGGGGGAGAGGUCCGAAGGGGGAAAGAGGGGAAGGUGGGACAAAGGGAGAAAAAGGCAGCAAAGGAGAGAUGGGGGAUGAGGGCAUUCAGGGGGCUGAGGGAAAGCAGGGAGAAAAGGGUGAGCAAGGAAGUAAGGGUGACAAAGGGGACCUGGGCCCAGCCGGUGUAACGGGACCAUCUGGGCCCAAAGGGGUGGCGGGCAGCAAGGGGGGCCGAGGGGCUCCAGGGAGGAAAGGUGCCCGUGGAGCCAAGGGUGCCCGUGGGGAUGCUGCGAAGCUCCUGAGAUCGGCCUUCAGCGCGGGGCUGUCCAAGCCCUUCCCUCCACCCAACGUCCCCAUUCGAUUCGACAAGAUUUUGUACAACGAUCAAGACGAUUACAACCCUGCCACUGGGAAAUUCAACUGCAGCGUGCCCGGGGCGUACGUCUUCGCCUACCAGCUGACAGUGAGAGGGCGUCCAGCCCGUGUCAGCCUGGUGGCCCGCAGCAGGAAGGUGGCCAAAAUCCGCGAGACGCUUUACGGGCAGGAGAUCGACCAAGCCUCCUUUCUGACCAUCCUCAAGCUGAGUGCAGGCGACCAGGUGUGGCUGGAGGUGGCAAAGGACUGGAAUGGGGUCUAUGUCAGCGCUGAGGAUGAUAGCAUCUUCACAGGGUUUCUUCUGUACCCAGAUGUUUUUGAGGUCCUGCUAUAA
Centrocercus urophasianus (Greater sage-grouse) is the source of this 1410-nucleotide messenger RNA. It is a transcript of the gene OTOL1, whose product is annotated as otolin 1. The record is from RefSeq and is a predicted model, not a curated record. The coding region runs from base 1 to 1410 and encodes 469 amino acids. Gene Ontology annotation, molecular function: protein binding. Lineage: Eukaryota; Metazoa; Chordata; Aves; Galliformes; Phasianidae. The transcript has 4 exons.